AUGUCUCAGUUCCAGCUUACUUUGGCCACGAAGGCCAACCAGGCUGCUUUGCUCCCUGUCCUUCUCGUCGCGACUUCUGUGAACGAAGCCCGUCCCUCUCCAAUUAUCGCUAUCAACUAUGAGGACGUCGCGGUUCUGCCGCGGGGCGACAAGGCCGUUGUCGAGUUUGUCGGGGCUAGUGGUACUCCUGCGUAUGGAUCAAGUGCUCUGGAGGAACUGCGAGCCACGUUCCCAUAUUUGAACAGCAAAGAGGAGAAAUUGGAAAAUGACUGGGUCUCCGAGCUCGAUGCUCUCACCUCGCUCGACUUCAAAGCGGUCGACCCGAAACUCCAGAAGCUCAACAACCAUCUUAUCCUGCGGUCCUUUGUCGUCGGAUACGCUCUCUCCACCGCGGACAUUGCCCUCUGGGGUGCCCUCCGCGGAAACCGUGUUUCAAUUGGCGCCAUUAGAAAGGGGACUUUGGUUAACUUGACUCGCUGGUUCAGCUUCUUGGAAGAGCUUUGCCCAUGGGCGGUUGCUGCUCUGGAGGCUCUGAAUGCUUCAGCCAAGGAGAAGAAGCUUGCUAAGGCCAAGGAGGGUGCGAGCUACGACAUUGCCCUUCUUAACACGGACAAGGGAGUGGUCACUCGAUUCCCUCCCGAGCCUUCUGGUUACCUCCACAUUGGACAUGCCAAAGCUGCCCUUCUGAACGACUACUUCGCUCACGAGAAGUACAAGGGUACGCUUCUGGUCCGCUUCGAUGACACUAACCCGUCGAACGAGAAGCAGGAGUUCCAGGAUGCCAUCCUCGAGGAUCUCGCUCUUAUGGGUAUCAAGCCCGAUAAGACCAGCUACAGCAGUGAUUACUUUGACGAACUCCACCAGUAUGCCGUCCAGAUUAUCAAGGACGGAAACGCGUAUGCGGACGACACCGAUAAGGAGACCAUGGCUUCUCAAAGAAUGAAUGGUGAACCCAGCAAGCGCCGUGAUGCUACCGUUGAGGAGAAUCUGGCCCAAUUUGAAGAGAUGAACAAGGGUACUGAGGAGGGAGCUCGCUGGUGCAUCCGGGCUAAGAUGUCCGUUGAUAACCCCAACAAGGCCAUGCGUGACCCCGUUAUCUACCGCUGCAACCCCUCCCCUCACCACCGCACAGGAACGAAAUACAAGGCCUACCCUACCUACGACUUCUGCUGUCCAAUUAUCGACUCUAUGGAAGGCGUUACCCACGCCCUUAGAACCAUUGAAUACCGUGACCGCAACCCUCAGUAUCAGUGGUUCCUGGACACACUGAAGCUGCGUGACGUUCAGAUUUGGGACUUUGCCCGGAUGAACUUCAUCCGCACACUGCUCUCCAAGAGAAAGCUCACCAAGCUGGUCAACGAGGGAGUAGUCGAUGGCUGGUCAGACCCCCGUUUCCCCACCAUCCGUGGUAUCAGGCGGCGAGGUAUGACCAUCCCCGCCCUGCGGGAGUUCAUCCUCAAACAGGGACCCAGCAGGAAUAUUGUCAAUCUUGAUUGGACCCUCUUCUGGGCGACCAACAAGAAGUACAUUGACCCUGUUGCUCCACGUCACACUGCCGUACUCAAGAAGGACGCCGUAAAGGCAGUUCUCAAAGGCGGACCCGCUGCUCCAUACACGCAAGACAAGCCCAAGCACAACAAGAACCCGGAUGUUGGCAUCAAAAAGGUAACCUUCAGCAGCUCGCUUCUCUUCGACCAGGAGGACGCGAAGAGCUUCAAGCAGGAUGAGGAAAUCACGCUUAUGAACUGGGGCAACGCCUUCGUCCGGAAGAUCGUGACUGAUUCCUCUGGCGUGGUUACCGAGCUCGAGCUGGACCUGAACGAGAAGGGAGACUUCAAGAAGACCGAAAAGAAGGUCACUUGGUUGUCUGCGGACCAGGACUUGGUUCCUGUUGAGUUGGUUGACUUUGACCACCUCCUUAACAAGGACCUUAUGCAGGAGGAGGACCGUCUUGAAGAUGUCUUGAACUCCAAGACCGAGUUUCGCGAGGAUGCCAUUGCAGACAGCAACGUCGCUUACCUCAAGGAGGGCGAUAUCAUCCAAUUCGAGCGCAAGGGGUACUACCGUCUCGACAAGGCCUCCGCGCCUGGCAAGCCUGCUGUCCUAUUCAACAUCCCCUCGGGAAAGACCGGUAAAUAG
This is a messenger RNA of Aspergillus puulaauensis, 2139 nucleotides long. RefSeq names its product glutamate--tRNA ligase GUS1. NCBI's taxonomy places the organism in Eukaryota, Fungi, Ascomycota, Eurotiomycetes, Eurotiales, Aspergillaceae. Gene Ontology annotation, cellular component: cytoplasm; cytosol; methionyl glutamyl tRNA synthetase complex. The transcript is spliced from 2 exons. Bases 1 to 2139 code for a protein of 712 amino acids. Gene Ontology annotation, biological process: glutamyl-tRNA aminoacylation; translation. Gene Ontology annotation, molecular function: glutamate-tRNA ligase activity; ATP binding. The record is from RefSeq and is a predicted model, not a curated record.